GGUCAAUAUAUCGACCAUCACCUCUUUUCAACCACCCCUUAUAUAACAUGCUUAUCCCCCAUUAGAAAAUGCUCAUGAUGAAGUCUCUACUGCCAAAAUCCCUCGCCAAUUUGAGACCGCCAGUCUCGCUAUUCCAGCCCGUAAGCACAAGGUGGCUGCUAUCGCAGGUCUUGAAUAAGCGGCUUAUUGCUUAUGUUAAGGACUUCACUAGCCCAUUCCUUUUCAGAAAACUCUCUUCAUUGCUCGGACGUCACAAGUCGCACUGGAAUUCUUGAGUAUACGAUGGCUACUGUAGAGGAAACGCCGCUGAUGUUAACUCGUGCCAUUGAGUUUUUCCGCUGCGUGACAUUUGGCUGCACUUCUAAGCCCUUUCCAACAAGAGCCAACCUGACCCGGCACAUAACAGCUGUGCACGGGCCACCAACCAAGAUGCCCUGUGGAAAGUUUCUACGCAGUCACUCUUCCAACGUUCGACGCCACCAGCAGAGGUGUUCUGUGUGCCUCUUAACCUACCCCCCAAACCUUCCGGCUCCGGAAGAGAGUCAUGCCAUGCCUAGACGCCGUCGUUCCCAACGUCUCAGUCGCAAUGUGCAACAAGUCACCGUAGACAACGGAAUCCCAGCUCAGGACGAGCCGUCGGGUUAUGUCAUCCCUGAUGACCUCUACCUCCAAGCCGCGGACGACGGCACACGAGACACUUCCUACGAAGACAACUUUGCAACAUCUUUCUCAGACCCAUUGCUGGACACAACUUUUGCCAACACAGGAACGUCUCCGGGCGAUAACUACACCUUCAACGGCAUGGAAACUUGGGACGAAGUACUUGUCUCCGUCUCCCCGCAUGAUCCUAGCGCCGAGUAUCUCCACUAGGAUCACCUGGGCUGCCUUGUCCAUUACCUAAGGUACUUGAGGUACCUAAAAAUAGCUUUCAAAGACGGAGACUGGAAUCACUUGGAUAGCCUUAUGUUUGACAUGGUGACUGGCCAGCUCCUUUGGGAAUGGUUUGGCAGUCGCCUGAAGCCAUCGCAGGUGGAGGGUGUGAGUGUGGGAAGUCAGCGGCGUAAUGACCGACGCAUUAAGGUACAUAUGUGCUGCUGCUGCCCCAUUCAAAUCCACGACAACCCA
Molecule: messenger RNA, 1125 nt
Organism: Colletotrichum godetiae
Lineage: Eukaryota; Fungi; Ascomycota; Sordariomycetes; Glomerellales; Glomerellaceae
Exons: 4
Coding region: 193-870 (225 amino acids)
Source: RefSeq, a predicted model, not a curated record